Molecule: messenger RNA, 2509 nt
Organism: Drosophila biarmipes
Lineage: Eukaryota; Metazoa; Arthropoda; Insecta; Diptera; Drosophilidae
Product: leucine-rich repeat-containing protein 58
Exons: 3
Coding region: 363-1499 (378 amino acids)
Molecular function (GO): protein binding
Source: RefSeq, a predicted model, not a curated record
CACAGUCGAAUAGUCCCAGAGUCGUAGAGUCGGCUUGGGCGAUCCGGAAAGCAAAGGCAAACCACUUGGCAUUCGCGCUGAACGAGCCGAACAGUGCGAGCGUCGAGUGUCGCGACCUUUUUUUCCACUUCAUACCGCUGACACAGAGAUUCAGAUCCACAUCCACCAGAUCCACACACAUCUGUUUUUUGUUCUCGUUCGUUGCGCGUUGCGUUGCGUUAUUUUUUUGUGUGCGAGAGAAUCGAUCGAUCGAUCGAUCGAUCGGCCAUCCCAACUCGAUCAUCAGUGGUAAACAAAGCGAUCGCGAUCAGCAGAUCCAGUGAGGCAGCAGUUCCGCAGGACCGCAGACCGAUCCCAUAGCCAUGGAGGUGUACACGUCGGACAGCUCGGACACGGACUCGCGGGAGCAGAAAACGCUGGACUUUGGGCGCAUGAGCCUCGACCUGGUCACGCUGGAGGACCACCUGGCCUCGCCGCAGAAGGCGCUGCUGAAGUCCAGCGGCGACAUCGAGACCAUGCUGCUCAACCACAACCGGCUGGUGGGGCUGCCUCGCCUGCUGCUGCAGUUCGCCAACCUGAAGGUCCUGGAUCUCAGCUCCAAUGCCAUCACCACGCUGCCCGAUGCCGUCUGCCAGCUGCCCCUGGUCACGCUGAUUGCCAAGAACAACCUGCUGACCAACGCCUCGCUGCCCAAGUCGCUGCUCUCCAAGCUGGCCAAUGGUGGUGCUGGUGCUGGUGCUGGUGGUGGUGGUGGCACCUCCACGCUGAAGGAGCUCAAUCUGAGCGGCAACCAGCUGACCCACUUCCCCGAACAGGUCACCGAGCUGCGCCACCUCAAGUACCUCUAUCUGGGCGCCAACAAGAUCUCCAGCGUCUCCAAGGAUAUCUGGAAGAUGCAAAGCCUGCACGUGCUGUCCCUGGGUGGCAACCUGAUCAGCGAGGUGCCCGAGGCAGUGGGCUCCCUGAACCAGCUGCAGGCCCUCGUCCUGUGCGACAACCUGAUCGAGAUCCUGCCGACGAGCAUCGCCCGGCUGAAGAACCUCAAGUCGCUGCUGCUCCACAAGAACCGCCUGCGCCACCUGCCCAAGGACAUUGUGGCGCUGAAGAACCUGACCGAGCUGAGUCUGCGCGACAAUCCGCUGGUGGUGCGCUUCGUGCAGGACAUGGCCCUGAAGCCGCCCACCCUGCUGGAGCUGGCCGGGCGCAUGGUGAAGGCCAGUGGCCAGCGACCCGGACCCUACGACAUCCCCCGGACCCUGGCCGAGUACCUGAACAGCGCCAACUGCUGUGUGAAUCCCAACUGCAAGGGCGUCUUCUUCGACAACCGGGUGGAGCACAUCAAGUUCGUGGACUUUUGCGGCAAGUAUCGGGUGCCGUUGCUGCAGUACCUCUGCUCCUCCAAGUGCAUCGAGCCGGAGCAGCCGGCGGCGCGUGGAUCCGCCCAGCCGGCGGCCAGCGCCAGCAGCGGCUUCAUGAUGCGCAAGGUGCUGCUGGGCUAGCCGCAUUCCGGCCCCGGCCCACUCCGUCCUCCUGGGCCAUAUCCAUAGACACAUAUAUAGUUGCCGGGAGCGCGAUCGGAGCGUCGACCGAUCCGGUAUCGGAUUUGGAGCGGACACAGAGACACGAAAUCGAUAUCGGAUUGGGAAUCGCACAAGCGGAAUCGGAAGCGGCAGCGGCGGCGGGAGACGGAAACGGAAAUGAAAGCAUUGGCGGUAGCGGUAGCGGAAGCGGAAAUGGCGGCGGCGGUUCCACGCGUUCCGAGGAGGAUCCGAGGAUGCCGUCAGCCACCUGGCCACCACCGAUCGAUCGCCCAGCCGCUCGCCGGGAUUCCCAUUGGCCUCUUCACACGUCAUCAAAUCCAAUUUGAACUAGUUUGCUAUAAGUGAUCACGACCUGUUUGUUUGCUCGCCUUGCGCGCCAUUUUCUCUGUUUUCUGUUUGUUUGUUUGUUUGUUUGUUUGUUUGUUUGCCUGUUGUUAUCCACACUUACACAAUCUAUACCAAAAAAAACCCGGCUGGCUUUCACUGGGCAAAUGAGAAGGAUUCGAGUGGCUGGCGGACCGAUGUGGCUGAUUGCACUAGUCGAGUGUCGGAGGAAGGUGGUCUAACGCCUUAUCGAGCCCCAUUAAUUGAGUUAGCAACAGAAAACCCAACUGCACACAAUAGAUAUUCCCCCCUAACUUCUUUCACAAACCCAUAGAAAAGCCAUCCUUAUCGAUUGGUACUUUCCAAAGCAAACCAUUGACUAUCUUUAAAUCUUAUCUUUAAAUUACAGUCAGAUUUCCCAGUGAAAAUAUUUAAAAAAUAAAAACCCUUCUUCAAGAAAACAUAAAAAAGUUUACCCAUAGUGAAAUGUAGUUAAGAACGGAUUGUGGCAAAAACUACUAAAACAUCCCUAAAAUACCCUCACAAUUUUCCUUUAAUCCUACUCAACUUUGGCAAAUCAAAUAUAAACACAUUAGCAAAGCGGUUUUCCCGAAAAUAAAAAUGUAACUAACCUACAGCCACAA